AGCUGACUGUCAAACCAGUCUGGGUGUCGGCACGGCCGCCGAGUGUUCUGUACCCGGCUGCCGAGUGUUCUCUGCCCGGCUCGGGGCUUGUCUGGAGGAGCGGGAAGAGGUUCAUUACGGCGGCGGAGUCUCCAUGUCCGCGCGGGCGGGACGCCGCUGAUGGAGCGCGCGACGCGCCGGGGCCCGCUCGCUCUGGCUCUGCUGCUGCUCGGGCUAGCGGCGGGGACGGCGGCCGCAGCCCCGGAUCCGGAGCGCAGUCCGGAGUCCCCGGGGCCGGCAGUGGAGGAGGACGGCACGGCCUUCGGCCUGGGCGCCUCAGCCGCCCCAACUUCGGCCGCCGCCGCCGUGCCCUCGCUGGCGGCCGCCGAGGUGACGGUGGAAGACGCCGAGUCGCUUCCGGCGGCCACGGGCGAGCAGGAGCCGCGGGAGCCGGACCUGGACGACGAUCCCGAAUUGCGGCCGAGCAGCAGAUCAUUGGUGAUUAUCAGUACAUUGGAUGGACGAAUUGCUGCCUUGGAUCCUGACAAUCAUGGUAGAAAACAAUGGGAUUUAGAUGUAGGGUCUGGCUCCCUGGUGUCAUCCAGCCUCAGCAAACCAGAGGUGUUUGGCAAUAAGAUGAUCAUUCCUUCCCUGGAUGGAGACCUCUUCCAGUGGGACCGAGAACGGGAAAGCAUGGAAGCAGUUCCUUUCACAGUGGAGUCUCUGCUGGAGUCAUCAUAUAAAUUUGGAGAUGAUGUUGUUUUGGUUGGAGGAAAGUCUCUCACCACAUAUGGGCUCAGUGCACACAGUGGAAAGGUGAAAUAUAUUUGUUCAGCCAUGGGAUGUCGCCGAUGGGAUGAUGAGGAGUUGGAACAAGAAGACAUUCUUCUUCUGCAUCGAACGCAGAAAACAGUCAGGGCCGUAGGACCACGGAGCGGCCAUGAGAAGUGGAAUUUCAGUGUUGGCCACUUUGAACUGCGCUACGUUCCAGAGAUGGAGACUAGAGCUGGAUUUAUUGAAAGUAACUUUAAAUCCAGUGUUAAAAAAGGAGAGUCUAAAAUCAUUUCAGAUGUGGAGGAACAGGAAGCCGCCUUGCAGGACACCGUGAUAAAAGUCUCCGUCACUGAUUGGAAGGUUCUGGCCUUUAACAAGAAAGGCGGACAUCUGGAAUGGGAAUAUCAGUUUUGCACUCCAAUUGCUUCGGCCUGGUUGGUUAAAGAUGGGAAAGUCAUUCCAAUCAGUCUCUUUGAUGAUACAAGUUAUUCGUCUGAGAGUGAAAUUCUGGAAGAUGAAGAAGACAUUGUGGAAGCGGCCCGAGGAGCCACUGAGAACAGUGUCUACUUAGGGAUGUACAGAGGUCAGCUCUACCUACAGUCAUCAGUCAGGAUUUCAGAAAAAUUUCCUACGAACCCAAAGGCUUUGGAAUCUGUCAAUAAUGAAAAUGCAAUUAUUCCUUUGCCCACAAUCAAAUGGAAGCCCUUAAUUCAUUCUCCUUCUAGGACUCCUGUUUUGGUGGGUUCCGAUGAAUUUGACAAAUGUCUCAGUAAUGACAAAUUUUCUCAUGAAGAAUAUAGUAAUGGUGCACUUUCCAUUUUACAGUAUCCAUAUGAUAAUGGCUAUUAUUUACCAUAUUACAAGAGAGAGAGGAACAAACGGAGCACACAGAUCACUGUGAGAUUUUUUGACAAUAUGAAUUACAACAAAAAUAUCCGGAAAAAGGACCCUGUCCUCCUCCUGCACUGGUGGAAAGAAAUCGUUGCGACCAUUCUGUUUUGCAUCAUAGCAACAACUUUUAUUGUACGCCGACUCUUCCACCCUAAUUCUCAUAGACAAAGAAAGGAAUCUGAAACUCAAUGUCAGACUGAUAAUAAAUAUGACUCCCUAAGCGGAGAGAGCAGUGACAGCACCUGGGCCGAUUCAAAGUCCUCUGGAUAUACAUCAAGAUAUCUAACAGAUUUUGAACCAAUCCAGUGUAUGGGUCGUGGAGGAUUUGGAGUGGUCUUUGAAGCUAGAAACAAAGUUGAUGAUUGCAAUUAUGCCAUCAAAAGGAUCCGUCUCCCCAACAGGGAAUUGGCCCGUGAGAAGGUGAUGCGAGAAGUAAAAGCAUUAGCCAAGCUUGAGCAUCCAGGAAUUGUGAGAUAUUUCAAUGCCUGGUUGGAAGCCCCACCGGAGAAAUGGCAGGAGAAGAUGGAUGAGCUUUGGCUGAAGGAUGAAAGCACGGACUGGCCUCUGAGCUCACCAAGCCUGAUGGACGCGCCCUCGGUUAAAAUUCGCAGCGUGGAUCCCUUCUCCACCAAGGAGCACAUUGAGGUGCUGGCCCCCUCGCCUCCCAGAAGGAGGUCCGUCUGCGUGGAGCUCUCUUAUAGCCAGCAGAGCUUCUCUCCCCUGGAACUCUCCAUGACAAGCAACGGUGAUGGCAGCGACUCGGCGGGCCCGGCCUCCCACCUGCAGGACAGCUGCCUCACUGAUGGCAGCCUGGACGACGACACCAUGGACGGUGGCGAGGAGCACCGCCCCUUUGGCCUCUGCCCUCCCAAUGGCCUUCCCUAUCGAAGGUCCAGGGACCGGACCUCCUCUUCCAUUGUGUUUGAGGACUCGGGCUGUGACCGGACCCCCAGUAAGGACCACAGACCCACGGCCUUGCCCCCCAGCAGCCAGCGUGCCCGCACACUGGCCGUGCUCCCGCAGGCCGACUCCAAGUGCUCCUCCGAAAGUCCUUUGUCCAUCUCUCCUCCCAGGCCAACCACCCUAAGUUUGGACCUCACUCAGAACACUGCUGAGAAACUCCAACCCAGCUCGCCCAAGGUCUAUCUCUAUAUUCAGAUGCAGCUUUGCAGAAAGGAAAACCUCAAGGACUGGAUGAACCGAAGGUGUGCCCUGGAGGAGAGGGAGAGGACCGUGUGUCUGCACAUCUUCCUGCAGAUAGCGGAGGCUGUGGAAUUUUUGCACAGUAAAGGACUUAUGCAUAGGGACCUCAAGCCUUCCAAUAUAUUCUUUACAAUGGACGAUGUGGUGAAGGUUGGCGACUUUGGGCUGGUGACUGCCAUGGACCAGGAUGAGGAAGAACCGACGGUUCUGACCCCGAUGCCCGAUUACGCCAGGCACACAGGCCAAGUGGGCACCAAGCUCUACAUGAGCCCGGAGCAGAUUUAUGGCAAUACUUAUUCCCACAAAGUGGACAUCUUUUCUUUGGGCCUGAUCCUGUUUGAACUGCUCUACCCCUUCAGCACUCAGAUGGAGAGGGUCAAGAUAUUAAGUGAUGUAAGGAAUCUCAAAUUUCCACCACUUUUUGUUCAGAAAUAUCCUCAAGAAUACACGAUGGUUCAGCACAUGCUUUCCCCAUCUCCCACUGAGCGACCCGAGGCCACAGACAUCAUCGAAAACCCUUUGUUUGAAGACUUGGAGCUCCCAGGGAAAACCGUGCUCAGGCAGAGGUCUCGCUCCCUGAGUUCUUCAGGAAUGAAGCAUUCGAGGCAGCCGAGCAAGUAGCCGCUCAGCUCAGCCUCCCACGCCCUUCCGGCCCAAGGCUCACAUCCCACCUACUGGAAAAUCAUGUUCUCAAGACGUUUAAAUUUGGCCUGUCCUGGGCAAGGCCGAUUGAGAGUCUCUCAGGCAAGGCAGGAGGACGGUGACGAAUGUUUGCUCUUCAGGCCCUCUCUGGACCUCUGUCCCUUUGUCUGUAGUUCCUCCGCCCUGGCUGGCCACUCCUCCCACUCCCAAUGUCUUUGCUGUUUUCUGUGUCGGGAUCUCCUUAAAGUCUGCUACCCAGGGAAGAGAAGGAGAUUUCCCAAAUGUAGAUAGAAUUAAAAUAUUUUUAUAGCACAGAGGAAGGUCUUCACAUGCCAUGAUUUUUAUUGUUCUAGAAAUUGACUCUUUGAGGACAUGGUGGUGACUUUGAAACCGGCUUCCUCAAAGGCAGACUCCCUUUUCGUCUUAGUUGGGUCAGUUAGGAACCUGUACUAUUUACAGGGCAGACAGCACAAUGUUAGAGAAGCCUAUGUCCAAAGCUAGUUUUCUAGGGGUAUCUGUGGUAUUAUAGUUCCUUGUCUUAGAUGGUUCUAAGCAAAGGUUAAAGUCAGUUUGUACUUGCACUUGCAUAGAGGGAAAUGAAGCUUUUGUUGUAAAUCGGCUGUUGGCACUGGGGUUUUUUUGGAGGCAAAAAAAUCUUAGUCAAAAAUGAACAUAUAUUACAGCUAAUUCUUAGAAUUAUGAAAAAUUCCCAACCUAAUGAAAUCAUGUCUUUACAUAAUCCUGUAGACUGGUACUUUUUGAAACAUGAUUGUAGACUACUGCUUAAUCAUCUAACUGAACUGCCUAAUAUGGUUUUAUUUUUCACUGUAAAUAUGUUCAUUUUUAUUUAUAAAAAUGCUGAAUCAAUCCAUUUGGGUUGGUGGUGUACAGAGCACACAUAAAAGUGUGUUAACUAUUGUGACUUCUUUCAAGUCUAAAUGAUUUAAUAAAACUUUUUUAUUUA
Molecule: messenger RNA, 4453 nt
Organism: Antechinus flavipes (yellow-footed antechinus)
Lineage: Eukaryota; Metazoa; Chordata; Mammalia; Dasyuromorphia; Dasyuridae
Gene: EIF2AK3
Product: eukaryotic translation initiation factor 2 alpha kinase 3
Exons: 17
Coding region: 160-3468 (1102 amino acids)
Biological process (GO): protein phosphorylation
Molecular function (GO): protein binding; ATP binding; protein kinase activity
Source: RefSeq, a predicted model, not a curated record